Molecule: messenger RNA, 1405 nt
Organism: Scleropages formosus (Asian bonytongue)
Lineage: Eukaryota; Metazoa; Chordata; Actinopteri; Osteoglossiformes; Osteoglossidae
Gene: plekhj1
Product: pleckstrin homology domain containing, family J member 1
Exons: 6
Coding region: 384-845 (153 amino acids)
Biological process (GO): retrograde transport, endosome to Golgi; receptor recycling; endosome organization
Cellular component (GO): trans-Golgi network; early endosome; recycling endosome
Source: RefSeq, a predicted model, not a curated record
UGCGCGGCGGACUGGGUUCAGCCUCAGUGUCGGCGGGGCGUCCGCCUCCUUCCAGGGGGUGUGGUGUGGGCGGACGGGUUUGGACGGUCGCAGCAGGGCCUCUCCGCACGCACCACUUGGCUCGGGCUGCGCGCUAAAAACACGCAGGACUGAGUGAGUCUGGGGACGUGAGAGAAACGGACCGGAAGACACGGAAAUCAAAUCGGCUCCGGACCGCCCGUGGCGGCGCGUGCUGAGCGAGCGAGCGAGCGAGGGAGGGAGAAGGUGGAGGAGCCCCCGCGGCGGCGGCGGCGGCGGCGGUGGUGGUGGAUGCGCUUCCUCCGCACCCACGACCCGCACUACUUGGCUCCGAUCGUCGGCGGAGAGCGGCGCGCGGCCCCGCGAUGCGCUUCAACGAGCGCGAGCUCGUGUCUUUGAGCCGACAGCCGUCCGAGAGAGCGGCCGAGCUGGGCAUGAGAGGGCCCAGGAAGGGCGACGUUGUGAAGAAGCGCCUGGUGAAGCUCGUCGUCAACUUCCUCUUUUACUUCCGCACGGAUGAGGAGGAGCCGCUGGGGGCCUUGCUGCUGGAAGGGUGUCGUGUGGAGCGGGAGGAUGAGCAGGCCUUCUCCAUCGCUUUCCUGGACGAAGCGGAGAGGAAGUACCUGUUUGAGUGCGACUCCAAGGAGCAGUGUGUCGAGUGGAUAGAGUCCAUAGUGAAGGCCAGUUACGAGUUCAUGCGGAAGAGUCUCAUCUUCUACCGUUCCGAGAUCCAGCGCAUGACGGGCAAGGACCCCCUGGAGCAGUACGGGAUAUCGGACGAGGCCCGAUUCCAGAUCAGCAGCAUCUCUUCCAUCCAGGGGACUUAAUCCUGGGAGUCACCCCCCCUCCACCUGCGUAGCACUGCACCAGCAGGGAGUGUUUCCUCUUACCUUAUCACACUCGCCUGUCUUGCAUGUUUAUGAACUCCUCAGAACCUCGUGCCCCGAAGGCACUUGGGCCCACAGGGUGACGACCUCAGACUACUGCGGGUGUCACGGUCACCGCUGAGCUGAAGACACCGCACUGCACUCUGAGUAUCACUGUGAUCCACUCUUUGUUUUGUGAACAUCUGCAGCCCUGAGUCUUUCUCUUGUUCCUUUGUUACGCCCUGGGGCUGUAAUACUGUAGCUUAUACACACACACAUCCACAUUAUUUUCUUAAGUCUUUUAGUUUUGUUUUUACCUUGCAUUCUAUUGGGAUACUGAGCGGCUGUUGUGCUCCAGCAGCCUGGACCCUUGUGGUUUUUACACUGUACUGUACCGUGGUAUUCUGCGCCGUGCCUUUUUCUCCAGAGCCAGAGACGCAGCAGGCGGUGCCUUCGCUCAGAGCACAGCGCUCCUUCCUGUGAACUCACCUAAAGGCAACAGCGCUUGGAAAUUUGUUUGG